Molecule: messenger RNA, 2361 nt
Organism: Cinclus cinclus
Lineage: Eukaryota; Metazoa; Chordata; Aves; Passeriformes; Cinclidae
Gene: CHSY1
Product: chondroitin sulfate synthase 1
Exons: 3
Coding region: 1-2361 (786 amino acids)
Cellular component (GO): Golgi cisterna membrane
Molecular function (GO): glucuronosyl-N-acetylgalactosaminyl-proteoglycan 4-beta-N-acetylgalactosaminyltransferase activity
Source: RefSeq, a predicted model, not a curated record
AUGGCGGGCCGCGGCCGCCGCGCCUGGCUCAGCGUCCUGCUGGGGCUGGUGCUGGGCUUCGUGCUCGCAUCGCGCCUCGUCCUGCCCCGCGCCUCCGAGCUGGCGGCGGCGGCGCGGCCCCACCGAGCCCGCCCGCAGGGCUGCCGCCCGCCGCCCGCCGCCGCCGCCGCCGCCCCGCCGCGCCGCCCCGGCCCGCCGGCACAGAGCUUCCUCUUCGUGGGGGUCAUGACGGCGCAGAAGUACCUGCGGAGCCGCGCAGUGGCCGCGCACCGAACGUGGUCCAAAACCAUUCCUGGCAAGGUCGAAUUCUUCUCCAGCGAGGGUUCGGACACCUCUAUCCCCAUCCCCAUCGUGCCACUUCCAGGUGUAGAUGACUCCUACCCACCCCAGAAGAAAUCCUUCAUGAUGCUCAAAUACAUGCAUGACCACUACUUGGACAAAUACGAAUGGUUUAUGAGGGCUGAUGACGACGUUUACAUCAAAGGGGACAAACUGGAGAACUUCCUCAGGAGCCUGAACAGCAGCGAGCCGCUGUUCCUGGGGCAGACCGGCCUCGGCACCACGGAGGAGAUGGGGAAGCUGGCGCUGGAGCCGGGUGAGAACUUCUGCAUGGGGGGGCCAGGAGUGAUCAUGAGCCGGGAGGUGCUGCGGAGGAUGGUGCCCCACAUCGGCGAGUGCCUGCGGGAGAUGUACACCACCCACGAGGACGUGGAGGUGGGACGGUGCGUGAGGAGGUUCGCAGGGGUGCAGUGUGUCUGGUCCUACGAGAUGCAGCAGCUGUUCUACGAGAAUUACGAGAAGAACAAAAAAGGCUACAUCCGAGACCUGAGGAACAGCAAAAUCCACCGAGCCAUAACGCUGCACCCCAACAAGAACCCCCCGUACCAGUACAGGCUGCACAGCUACAUGCUGAGCCGCAAGAUCGCCGAGCUGCGCCACCGCACCGUGCAGCUGCACCGCGAGAUCGUGCUCAUGAGCAAGUACAGCAACACCGAAAUCCACAAGGAGGACCUGCAGCUGGGGAUGCCCCCCUCCUUCAUGCGGUUCCAGCCCCACCACCGGGAGGAGAUCCUGGAGUGGGAGUUUCUCACAGGAAAAUAUUUGUAUUCGGGUGCCGACGGGCAGCCGCCUCGGAGAGGGAUGGACUCGUCCCAGCGCGAGGCGUUGGAUGACAUCGUGAUGCAGGUCAUGGAAAUGAUCAAUGCCAAUGCCAAGACACGGGGGAGAAUCAUUGAUUUCAAGGAAAUACAGUAUGGGUACCGCAGGGUGAACCCCAUGUACGGAGCAGAGUAUGUGCUGGACCUGCUGCUCCUCUACAAGAAGCACAAGGGGAAGAAGAUGACGGUCCCCGUGAGAAGGCAUGCAUACCUGCAGCAGACCUUCAGCAAGAUCCAGUUCAUGGAGCACGAAGAGAUGGACGCCAAAGAGCUGGCCAGCAAAAUCAACCAGGAUUCUGGGUCCUUGUCCUUCCUCUCCAACUCGCUGAAGAUGUUUGUCCCCUUCCAGCUCGGCAGGUCCAAAGCAGAGAGAAAGGAGCUCAAAGACAAGAAGAUCAACAUCCUGAUCCCUCUCUCUGGAAGGUUCGACAUGUUUGCAAGGUUCAUGGGGAAUUUUGAAAAGACGUGCCUCAUUCCAAACCAGAACGUCAAGCUGGUUGUCCUGCUUUUCAAUUCCAACUCCAACCCUGACAAGGCCAAGCAGAUUGAGCUGAUGAGAGAUUACCGCUCCAAAUACCCCAAGGCUGACAUGCAGGUUCUGCCGGUGUCGGGGGAGUUCUCAAGGGCACUGGCUCUGGAAGUUGGAUCUUCUCAGUUCCAGAAUGAGUCUUUACUUUUCUUCUGUGAUGUUGACUUAGUGUUUACCACAGAAUUCCUCCAGCGGUGUAGAGCCAAUACAGUUUUGGGUCAGCAAGUGUAUUUUCCCAUCAUUUUUAGCCAGUAUGAUCCAAAGAUUGUUUAUAGUGGAAAGGUUCCUAGUGACAAUCAUUUUGCCUUCACUCAGAAAACAGGUUUCUGGAGGAACUAUGGCUUUGGUAUCACCUGUAUUUACAAAGGUGACCUUCUUCGAGCGGGUGGCUUUGAUGUCUCCAUCCAAGGUUGGGGCCUUGAAGAUGUAGAUCUGUUUAACAAAGUCAUUCAAGCUGGCUUAAAAACUUUCAGAAGCCAAGAAAUUGGAGUAGUCCAUGUGCAUCACCCUGUUUUUUGUGACCCUAAUCUUGAUCCAAAACAAUAUAAAAUGUGCUUGGGGUCCAAAGCUUCAACUUAUGGGUCCACACAACAGCUGGCUGAAAUAUGGUUUGAAAAAAAUGACCCAAAUUUUGGGAAAAGCAGCAAUACUAAUGGCUCAGUGAGGACAGCCUAA